Annulohypoxylon maeteangense is the source of this 1674-nucleotide messenger RNA. Its product is annotated as methylthioribose-1-phosphate isomerase. The transcript has 3 exons. Bases 127 to 1308 code for a protein of 393 amino acids. The record is from RefSeq and is a predicted model, not a curated record. Gene Ontology annotation, molecular function: S-methyl-5-thioribose-1-phosphate isomerase activity. NCBI's taxonomy places the organism in Eukaryota, Fungi, Ascomycota, Sordariomycetes, Xylariales, Hypoxylaceae.
GAGAGAAUUGACGAUAAGUUUGCGAUGGCGAAAGUUCCCGAUCAACUAUUUUAGAUGCAAAUCUCAUAUAUAAUCAAAAGAUUCAUAUUGUAAUUCUCACAUAAAAUAAGAUUGAUAUAAGAAAAGAUGGCCAAUCUUCAAGCAAUUCGAUAUUCGCGGGGCAAAUUAGAAGUUCUCGAUCAGCUGAAACUGCCCCACGAACAUCAUUACGAUGAAGUCUCGACAAGUGAAGAGGCAUUUGAUAGCAUUAAGUCUAUGAGAGUAAGAGGUGCACCGGCAAUAGCUAUUGUAGCAGCGUUAGGUCACGGAGUCGAACUACACAAUGGGAGUUGCACGGCCUCCUCUUCAGAAGAGACGAUCUCUUACAUCGAAUCGCGCCUAGAUUAUCUCAAGCAAUCACGGCCGACAGCCGUGGAUCUUACUAACGCCAUUACGCACCUCAAAAACACCGUCCGAUCUAUCGAUGCACAGAAUAAUGGCACAGUUGGUCGUGAUGCUAUUAUCUCUGCGUACGUUGCUGCUGCAGAAGAGAUUUUCCGCAAGGACACUGAGACAAACCUCUCAAUUGGUGAACAUGGAAGCAAGUGGCUUCUCGAGAAUGCGCCGACGAAGUCCGCCGACGGCAAGGUCUCUGUUUUGACACACUGCAACACAGGAUCACUUGCCACGUCAGGCCACGGAACAGCGCUUGGUAUCAUCCGUUCCUUGCAUUCAGGUGGUCACCUACACCACGCAUUCUGUACCGAAACCCGGCCCUACAACCAAGGAAGCCGACUCACUGCUUUUGAGCUAGUGUAUGAGGGGAUCCCCUCUACACUCAUCACGGACUCGAUGGCAGGUGCCUUAUUCGCCACUAAGAAGACCGAGAAAAAUAUCGCCGCAGUGAUUGUAGGCGCAGAUCGAGUUGUGCGCAACGGGGAUACCGCUAACAAGAUUGGGACUUACGCUCUCGCUGUACUAGCCAAAUAUCACGGAGUGAAGUUCAUCGUAGCAGCGCCUACGACAAGCAUUGACCUGCAGACUGAAACUGGCGCUGGAAUCAAAAUCGAGGAGCGCAAAGCCGAAGAGCUGACACAGAUCACCGGAGCCGUAGUAGGAAAAGACGGGAAGGUAGACGUUACUCGUACUGAGCGCGUGGCGACAGCACAUCAAGGGAUCGCUGUCUGGAACCCCGCAUUCGACGUCACGCCGGCAGAGCUGAUUGAUGCUGUGGUUACGGAACGAGGUGUUGUCGUAAAGGGCGCAGAUGGAGUCUUUGACUUCAAAGAUAUCAUGCCAGAAAGAUGGGCGAAUGUUGUUGGAAAGUAGGAGUUUAACCCUAAGGAAUAAAAAGGGAAAUAGAGAGCUGGUUUGGAAAAUUAGAUAGCGUAAUCUCGACGGUCAAGCGUAGGACAUCUCAUCUGUGGGGUAUCUCCUAUGAUAUUUAAUCAGCAAUCAUGAAGAAAGAGAACACGCUAAAACUAUGUAAUUCUCAAAUGCAAACCGCUUAGCUCUCAAGAGCAUGUAGGAUGAGCUUCUUGUAAUCUUCCACGGCUGUCUCCAGGUCUCCCAGCUUGAUCGCCUCGUCAGGUCCGUGAGCUACAAAAAUGGUUCCCGGUCCGUACAGGUAUCGUGUGUGGUUACCCUCCAAAUUGUGUACGUCCGUUCCGUAGUUGACGGUGGUAGUUUCAAAAC